CUCUUUCUGUCUGGACUAGUUUUCUUUAACGGAUCAUGCGAGACAUUGGAGUACAAUAAUCACAGAAUACUUGUUUUAACAACGGAAAACCAACAUUAGAUAUAAUCAUACCUGCUGAUUUGAGAAAUCUUAGCAGCGGAUUGAUUCAACAGAUGUGGUCACUCCAUGUGACGUAUGAAGAUUACGUCGCUGCAACGCAACAUAAAGAAAACCAGAUGGCCAAUUUUUCAUCAGAAGACAUGGAUGAUUAUCUUAUCCCCGGAAUUGGUCUCAGAUUUGAAUUGUUGGAUAAGAACUCUACUGAUUUAACCCGAGACAUGAUGGACGGGUUCAGUCGGUGUCCAACUCUACACCACCCGAGGGAUGCUGAAGGAGGCGUUAGUGGAAAUGGAGAAAAUGAUGGCCGACAAACUGAUUCAUUUAGCAGAUUAAACUUUCAAUGUCAAAAAGAUAAUGAGCCGGAAUUAAUUAACAGCAUAUCAAUCUCCGACACAUGUGAGCAAGGUAAAAAUCAUCAAGCAGGCCUUAAUGACGCCACGGCCUGGUCAAUAGAUAGCGUAACAAUAAAAAGCGGAAAACACAGAACAAACCGAAUGAGCAAAAAGAACAAAGAUCGAAAAACAACCGUUGAAGCCCCUAAUUCAUCUACACUGAACAGUCAAAUUAGCCAAAUCGCCAAUCACAGCAGAUCAUCUCAUUAUGGCCAAGCUCCGCCCUCCCAUCACCCCUACAGUUUCAACAGUAAUAACUUAGCUACUACCGCAAGACGUCGAGGCAACAGUCCAUAUCGACUAAAACCCAUCGCUUAUAGCAAGUUACAGGACAAAGACACUGCUCGAUGUGCCGACUCGUGCAUCAAAAGUCCCACUGUAAACAAACAGAUGGUCAAUGUUAGCGGAGGAAUUUCAACCAACAAACCCGCUCGUGCCGACAGAUGGGAAGGGGAUAUAGAUUCACGUGGUAGUUUGAAGCAGACGACAGUUGUGAACGGUCCUCGUCGCGACUGGAUCGCUCAUCAUAAAUUGAACAGGAUGGAUAAAAAGACAAUGAUGAAACGACAGUGUAUGUAUUUCCCUGUAGAUGAUUAUGUCACUCUGUCACCGCUACCCGCGUCAUUAAUGAACAGUAAUAUGAUUCGCGCCACAAAUCAAGCAGACGACAAGCUAAUGCGUGGUUUGACACAUGAGGAGUUGAAGGAAAAACUACAACGAUUUUCGACUGAUUCAUACGAAAAGCAGCUCUCGCCAGUGACAAUAUCUAGUGGAUAUGAAAGUGAUUACUCCCCACCGUGGCCAUCAGAUAUGGAGAAAGUAUUUUCUAAAACAUUGGAAACUUUAAACAAUAAACAACUCGAUGACAGUCACACUGAUUAUUUUUCUCAAUCUGAAGCCGAUCACAGACCCACAGAAGAACCAGAAAAAUGUGCUUCGAGGCUUGAAAAACCUGCCCCACGGCCUUCUAAUCAGCUGACAGCUAGCGGAGAUGAACCGAUUACUCUAGAGGAGUCAUUUGAUGGAUAUGAUAAUCUUGAACGGUCAAGGUCCGAGAGCACAGGAGUAGAUAAAUUAGUGUUUAUUAAUGAAAAUCAUCGAUAUAGUUUGGAUAUGGCUGAUCGGGAAAGACACGUUAUGGAUACGGAUAAGCAGAGACUAGAAAAAACUAAGAUAUAUUUUUCAAAAUAUCUCUUAAAUAACGAGAAACGUGGGUCGACAGCUAGCUUAGGACUUGGUCAUGAUAGUGUUAAAAAUGUGAACAUUAAGACGAGAUCGAACUUUAGCUUAGAUUUAGAGAGACAUCGUGAUGGGGUCGAGGAAUCACGGGAUUGUGAACAACAGAGUGAUAGACUUUUCGUUGGAAAUAACGGUGUUCGCAGGAGUAAGCGAUACAGGUUAGACAUUAGUCGUGAUAGCUUGUGUAAACCAAAAACAUCGCCUGUAAACAUGACCACGGAUAAUAAAUCUAAUUCAUCAUGGUCUCAGUUGGCACCGUGUGAUUUGUCCGUAAAAUCUCCCUCGGGAGAUGACGGUGAAGUUCCAGAGGUCAGGAAUACGCCGAAAAGAUCUCCGGCUUUAGGACUUGCGUCGAAAAUGAUGAGUCGUGUUCAAUCUACAAACAACUGUAAUAUUCAUAACAAAUGUUCCCUGGAGGAAAUAAAGACAAAUCUUAGUCAUGACUAUAAGAAGUGCGUAGGAGAUUCCCCAAUUGAUAAUAUGAAGCAAGUCAUGCGGAACGUUCAUAAUCCUGGGUGUGUAAAAUCGCCGAGAGGCAGGUAUGACAGUGACUACGAACAUAUUUAUGACGUUAUCCCUGGAGAUGAAAACGUUUUUAGUCCGCAAAGAUAUUAUCAAAUGUUGGCCACUAAUCAGAUCGUAAAUCCGGUCGGUCCGAAAGAUCUUCGACGUCCAAGACAAGUGUACAGGGAAGAUCCACCAGCUCUUCCCGUGAGAAGUUACUUAAAGCCAAAGGGAGAUAAUCCAGAUUCUGUGUCGUCUGCACGUGUUGAGUGUUCGUCUGUUGAUGAAUUGUACGCAAAAGUAAAUAUUAACAACAAACAAGUGAAUAAAACAGACGGACUUUACACACCUCCAAUUAAAACGCGACAAAAACUCUUUGAUUCGUCCAAUAAAGAGAACGUGUUUAUUCCGACGAUGAAAAUUGGUCCAUUUGGUGAUUAUGACUUUCCCGAAACCUAUUGUCGCAUCAGUUCAAUGCAGGAUCCCGAGGUGACAAAAUGGUCGUAUGGAGACAUGUUGAAUUUUAUUGAUGGAAUACAACAACCCGAACCGAAACGUCGUGAAAAUAUUUACUGUUUAUUGAGUAACCGACAGACGAGAGCAAAACUUUCUGAAUCUCUGGAAAUUGAAAAUAAACUGGUGAACAUGGGAUUGUUGAGAAAUAGCUGGUCGAGUGAAAAUAGUCAAAGCAAAAUCGAUAUUGAGGAAGAUGAAAAACCGCCGAAACUUCCCCCGCGAGUUCCUUUAAAUAACUUACAACCGAUAUAUGUGUGACGUAAUGGAACGGUUUUAAAGGAAGUGACAGUUUUGUCUAAACAGUCGUGUCCCAACCCAUAAAAGACAAAAUUCCAAAGUUACGUUGUGCAAAUUUCGUACAAAUACUUUUCGAUGAAAUACACUAACAAUUGCUUAAUUUGGCUAAGCACAUUACGUAAUGCGAAAAUGUCGGAUAAUUCCAUGUCAUCUGACAGAUUGAAUCUUCACAGCUAUCCCUUUAAUCGCGUUUCAAUAGAAAAGUUGAUUGAUUAGAAAUGACACCAUCAUUUUUUAAAAGGGAGCUGGAUAAAGAGACCAUUGUUAUCUUAUAUAACACCAGGGAACGCUGAUAGACGGUAAAAAUUCUCAAUGAACUUUGUUCAAACUUUGAUUGACUUAAAAUGCCAACAAUAUUUGUAUCACUUUGAUAGAAAAAUGUUCUGUGACAUAAUGGCAACGUGCUUGAGAAUGAGUGUGUCGGAUGACGUAGGCCUACUGGUGAGGUCAUCAUUUGAUUGACACUUGACUUUUGUGAUAUUAGAUUUCUUUAUGAAUUAGUUAAUUUGCAUAAUCCCCAAUUUUAUUUAUGUGUUAAGGAAUUUCACACCCGGUGCUAGUGGAUUAUUUAAUUAAUGUUUUUUUGUCUGUGAUAUUAUGUAACCUUUGACCUCUUGUGCUAUAUCGCCUUCCUCUAUAGUCCUAUGUUUUCAAUAGUCUUCUUUUUAUGGUAGUCAUUUAUUCAUUCAAUCUAUUUGUUAGUGAUACUGAUAUUUUUUCGUUUAAUUUGUUAUUUUUUUUUAUAUAAUCAUCAAUUCCGAUACCGCAUUUUUCAGAUCAUGUGUAAUUCUUCACGACUUCAUCCAUUCUCAAUUGUAGAUAAUCUUCCGACUGGGAUUCAAUCGGGUUAAAGAGGGGCCAAUCAAAAGAUUUCGCCGGUUGCUUAUAUAGGUGACCCUGGCUUGCUUACACCGUGUGCCUAAGAUGUCAAAUUUUGCGAAAUUUUCAAUCCAUUUAAAUCUUACUAAAUUAAACCAUUUUUGGACUGACAUUUCUUUUAUAAGAGAUUCAACUUUCAAAAUACUUUCACACACAACCUUUUGACAAGAUGUAGUUCACCUUCACUUUAUUGUUAUUUUAGACCUUCCCGUGUCCAAAAUGUACUCCGAUUCAAUCCAGCGAAUUUUAUUUAUAUAAUUACUUAACAAAUUAUUUCAUGCAUGUUGUUAUCUUUUACUGCUUGACAACCCUCGUCAUCAUGCGCGUGUAAUAUCGUCAUGGUGAUGAUGAUUGACAGGUUGAAACUGAGUUCAAUACUAAUAUAUAUAUACAUGUAAUUAGUUAUAGAAAAUGUUUGUUAUUUCCUCAUCAUUCAUAUUUCAAUAUUUAUUGACCAUUCAUAAUAAUAUAAUAAAUCCUUCAAUAGUUAAAAA
This is a messenger RNA of Patella vulgata (common limpet), 4420 nucleotides long. RefSeq lists its product as uncharacterized. The transcript is spliced from 2 exons. Lineage: Eukaryota; Metazoa; Mollusca; Gastropoda; Patellidae. The record is from RefSeq and is a predicted model, not a curated record. Bases 153 to 3008 code for a protein of 951 amino acids.